Messenger RNA from Branchiostoma floridae (Florida lancelet), 1082 nucleotides. Its product is annotated as ketohexokinase-like. Lineage: Eukaryota; Metazoa; Chordata; Leptocardii; Amphioxiformes; Branchiostomatidae. The record is from RefSeq and is a predicted model, not a curated record. The transcript is spliced from 7 exons. Gene Ontology annotation, biological process: fructose metabolic process. Bases 79 to 993 code for a protein of 304 amino acids. Gene Ontology annotation, molecular function: ketohexokinase activity.
UGCUUCACAGUGGAUUAGCCCACAGGGGUCAGGGGUCAUAGCCGUCAAAACAAGUUGAUUCAUUUUGCACAAAGAAGCAUGUCAGCGGCAGGCAAAGAGAGUAAAAGAGUUCUAAUGGUUGGUCUGCUGUGUCAAGAUAUUCUGAAUCUGGUAGAUCACUAUCCGACGGAGGAUGAGGAUGUUAGGUGUGUAAACCAGUUCUGGCAGAAAGGUGGGAAUGCAGCCAACAGUGCCUGUGUCCUGUCCAGCCUGGGAGAGACCACCGAGUACCUGGGCACAGUGUCCUCCAGGGCUGAGGGAAGUUCAGCCUUGAAGGAGAUGCAGACUUUUGGUGUGCUAACAGAACAUGUGGUGUACUCUGACUGCCCCAUACCAACCUCCUGUGUCAUCAUCAACACACAGACUGGCUCCAGGACGAUAAUUCAUGGAACCAGGAACAUGGCAGAAUUGACAGCAGAAGAUUUCAGCAGUCUGGACCUUACUCAGUAUAGAUGGAUUCACUUUGAGGGCAGGAACACUAUAGAAGUUUGCAAGAUGAUGGAGAUUGUUGAAGAUUUCAACAAGAAAGUGGUAAGCCCAGAUGAUGUCAUCACACUGUCCACUGAGUGUGAGAAGUCUAAGUACAACAUGGGAGACCUCUUUCCUAAAGUAGAUGUGCUGUUUGUGUCCAAAGAAUAUGCAGAAAGCUGUGGUUUUGCCAGUGCAAAGGAAACAGUAAAGAAACUGCUGAAAAGGGUAAAGAAAGGGUGUACUGUCCUAUGUGCAUGGGGUGACCAGGGAGCUGAUGGCAUCACACCUGAGGGAGCACACUACCAUUGCCAGGCCUUCCCUCCAGAGAAGGUGGUGGACACCCUGGGUGCUGGGGACACGUUUAAUGCUGCUGUGAUCUGGGGCCUCUGUAGGGGCACUGGGUUGGAGGGAGCACUCAGGAUGGGAUGCAGAAUAGCAGGGCAGAAAUGUGGACAGUUUGGAUAUAAAAAUCUGCACAGCUGAUAAAUACAUAUUUGCAACUUCACAUUUCACACAAUGUGGAAAGAAAAAAAAAUAUUUUUAAUGGAUGAAAUCUACCUUAAUCUUUCCAA